Molecule: messenger RNA, 873 nt
Organism: Penicillium lagena
Lineage: Eukaryota; Fungi; Ascomycota; Eurotiomycetes; Eurotiales; Aspergillaceae
Product: SDR family NAD(P)-dependent oxidoreductase
Exons: 5
Coding region: 1-873 (290 amino acids)
Molecular function (GO): oxidoreductase activity
Source: RefSeq, a predicted model, not a curated record
AUGUCGUCCCUGAGUGCAUUGAAUUUGUUCAACGUCAAGGGCCGUGUCGCACUAGUGACUGGCGGGAGCAGUGGAUUAGGGCUGAUGAUUUGCAACGGGCUUGUGACUAAUGGGGCAAAGGUCUACCUUGUGGCAUUGCAAACUGACCCAAUCGACGAAAUUGUGAAGCAACUGAACGUUUUGGGACAAGAGACUGGAGGAAGCGCGGAAGGGAUUGCCUGUGAUUUGGCCUCCAAAGAUGCAAUCGAUGAACUCGCCCAGACAAUAUCCCUCCGGGUACAAAAGUUGGAUAUACUCAUCUCCAAUGCUGGCAUACGCCGAGAUCCACCUGUGCAGUGCAACGUUCUAACUGCACCACUUACCGAACUACAAAACUCCAUGUGGUCAAUCUAUCAGUCAGACUGGGAGGAUACAUUUCGAGUCAACACGACUGCCCACUACUAUCUCAGUGUCGCGUUUCUUCCUCUUCUGACAGCAGCCGCAGAGCAGACCUUGGAGAAUGGAAACCGUGGUCGUGACGAAGGUAGAGGGGUGGUUAUCAUUACCAGCUCUUGUGCAAGUAUGCAUAAUGCGACGAAUGUGGAUUUGACCAGCUACGCGACCAGCAAGGCUGCAACCGAUCAUCUUGUGAAGUUGUUGGCUGCCAAGUAUCACCGGUUUUAUGUACGAGUCGUGGGCAUCAAUCCCGGAUUCGGCGCAGAAGGCAAUAUCUUCGGCGCACUCUUUGAUAAAGUGCCAGCAAAACGUGCAGGAAACUCCGAGGACAUAGCUGGAACAAUUCUAUAUCUCGCUAGCAGAGCAGGGGCAUAUGUGGAUGGCGUGUCUCUCUGUGUCGAUGGUGGACGUACACUUCUGGCCAACGGGCAAGAAUAA